GGAUGACGCGUAUAUUUUCAAUACUUUCUCGUCAUUGUCAUUGUACAGCCACAAACGUCAAACAGCUGAGCGAGGUGACUGACUUGCCGUUGUGUGGCUUGCUAUUCAUUCUUGAACAGAUUUCCAAGACGGAUUAGAGAAAAACAUCAGAUUCAUAAAACACCGUGAAGGGAACAAAGAAUAAAACAUCAAUAUGAGUGAACUGAGUCAGGAGGAGAUACGAAGACGUCGUUUGGCGCGACUCGCGGCGCUCAGUGGCGCGGGGUCCACUCCCUCUUCGGCCAGCCCCCCGGCCACCCCCAGCGCCUCGAUGCUCUCCCCCGACAUACAAAGCCCACAGCCUCGCUUGUCACCCGCACCGAUCCCGCGCGGUUCCACCGAACCCAGCACCCCUGAUGCUAAUGCCAACAGGGAGCCCAAUUUCUCAGACGCAAUCAGAUCAGAUCAGUCCGACCAGACUAAAAUACCGGCUGAUGGAUUGAUUGUGACAGAAAAAACUGACAAUAACUUGCUUGAUGAAAUGGCAGACACAAAAAUGACAGAUCUUUCUCAGACAAGACAGUAUAGCAGUUUUGAUUCCAUGGGUGAAGACACAUUAUUAAGUUGUGGCUCAGUGAGAGUAGGCAGUUUACCACAUUCAACAGUUGGUGGCUCAGAAGGGGCAUCAACAAGGGAGGACAGUACAUCAAGGUCAAUAUCGCCAGCCCAGUUUGUAGAGCCGUCUCCAGUUCGGCCGAGGCCUACCACUGCAUCACCAAGCUGUUCACGUCGGUCCUUGUCUAUGGAAGUGGAUGAUGUGUCAGAGAGGAACUCACAAUCUGAAUCACAGCAGGAGCCAAUGGAGGUGGAAGAGAACGACCCGUCGUCAUCGCCGGCCCGCAAGAUCCACAGGUCUCGUACAGUCAGCUGCACGGAGCUGACCGAGGACCAGCUACGGCACAUCGUCGCAAAGAUACUGCAGGUGUCGUGGUCGGACGAAUGUGCUGGCGGCAUUUUCGUGCCAUCAGUCGCAGCGUCGUUGCUCGACAACCCUAAACUAUCACUAAACGAACUAGCAUCUGAAGCUUUAAUGGAUGUUAUCACACAAAUAGGGGAUGGUUCAGAUCCGCUAAACCAAAAGCUGAUAGCUGUGUCUGAGACGUCGAAGAGGCUAAAUGAAGACUGCGGCGACGACACGCUGACGAGCGGUCCCCUCGGCUCCGAGUCGGAUCCUGAUAAAUCUGAUUGUCCCACCCCAUCGCUACCUAUCCCUAAGAACAUGCCCACGCAAGGUCUAGCAGUCAGUUACAUUCUAAGAUUUUACAACAACAUCAAUCUUUACGAGCGAGAACAUCCUAAGAAGAGUUCGGAGCCGCCUUUGAGUGACCUAUUGCAGAGUUUGAGAACAUUACUGGUGAACCACUUGGUGCUAGUGCUACGGAAAGGGUUCGAUCUGGAGAAGUGCCGGAAGUCGCCGCUGCUGCCGUACAUGCUUGUCGGGAACACGCCCACGGGACUCAUUCCCGAGCUUCUGCUAGCGACUUACCAGGACAAGGAGGUUUUUGAAGAGGUGUUCGUGCCGCUGCUGAUGGGCGUGCGCGAGGAGAUGCGGCGCUGCGUGUCGCCGCUGGCGGGGCGCGGGCACGGCGCGGCGCUGCGCGCGCUGCGGGCGCUGUGCGAGCUGCGCGCCGGCCCGCGCCACGCGCGCCGCCCCGUGUGCGAGCUGCUCGCCGCGCUGCCCAGCCUGUGCCCCGACCCCGUCACCACGGCGCCCGGCCGGGAGAUCGCGCGCGUCUCCUUCCUCGGACCCUUCUUUGCGAUAUCACUGUUCGCGGAAGAGAACCCGCGCCUCGCAGAGCGCUUGUUCGGCAUGGGCACGGGUGACCGCAGCCUUGCGUUCGCGCUGCAACGCGAGAUCGAGGCGAGUCGCAACACGCUGCACAACAUCUGCCACAACAUCCUGCUGUGUCCGGAGGCGCGCGAGCCGUUCCUGAACUACUUCGCGGCUCUGCUGCAGAUGAACGAGCGACGAGCACAGCUGCAGACCGAUGAGAGAUCGCUCGCGGGUGAUGGCUUCAUGCUGAACGUGUGCUCGGUGCUGCAGCUGCUGUCGGUACGCAUCAAGCUGGAGCGCGUGUACCCGCUCUACACCUUCCAGCCCGACACGUGGGUUAAUGUGCGAGAUGAGACACGGCUCUACUUCACCGCGCAGGAGGCUCAGGACUGGCUCGAUUCACUCAACAACGACCCGUGCCACAAGUGGCCCGAGGCGAAGUUCCAGACGGUGUGCUGGUUCCUGACGCUGCACAUGCACCACGUGGCGCUCAUCCCCGCGCUGCACACGCACCAGCGACGCAUCCGAGCAUACCGCGAUCUUCAGAAAGUGAUCGAGGAGUUGGCGGUGGCUGAACCGCAGUGGCGCAACAGUUUCUCAGCGCUGCGCAACCGCGAGCUGCUCAGGCGCUGGAGGAGACAAGUCAAACGUCUACACAGGUCGAAGCUGUGCGCGGAGGCAGCCCUACUGGACGGCGAGGUGAUGCGGCGCAGCGUGCAGUUCUACGCGAGCGCGUGCGCGCUGCUGACGUCGCAGUUGAGCGCGGCGCAGGCGGCGCAGGACGCGGCGCAGGACGCGGCGCCCGGCACCAGCGCGGCGCCCGCGGCUCUCGCCUUCCGCGCCACGCCCGAGUGGUACGUCGAGGACGUCGCCGAGUUCAUGCUCUUUGCUGUGCAAUACGUGCCGCAAGUAGUGGCUGACUACAUAGAAGACCCGAUAAUCACGUGGUUGCUCAGCGCAAUAUGCCACUCGCAUCUAAUAAAAAACCCAUACUUGGUAGCCAAGAUCGUCGAAGUCCUAUUCGUAAUUCAUCUCUCCGUGCCAUUGAAGAUGAAGAAUGUUUACGAGAAGUUCAUGAACCAUCCGAUGUCACAGACCGCGUUGCCGAGCGCCUUGAUGAAGUUCUACACGGAUAUUGAGACCACCGGGCAGAGCACUGAGUUCUAUGACAAAUUCACGAUAAGAUUCCACAUCAGCAUCAUACUUAAGGGCAUGUGGGAGCGGCUGAUACACAAACAGGCAAUCGUGAAGGAGUCCCGAUCGGGCCGUCAGUUCGUCAAGUUCAUAAACAUGUUGAUGAAUGACACCACGUUCUUACUUGACGAGUGUCUUACGUACCUGAAGCGCAUCCACGAGGCGCAGGAGAGCGCGGCCACCGGCGCCGCGGGGGAGGCGCGCGCACGCGCACUCGCGCAGGACGAGAGGCAGUGCCGCUCGUACCUCACGCUUGCCAGAGAGACGGUGGACAUGCUGGAGUACCUGACGGUGGAGAUCAAGGAGCCUUUCCUGCGCAGCGAGCUGGUGGACCGGCUCGCCUCCAUGCUCAACUUCAACCUGCAGCAGCUGUGCGGACCCAAGUGCAGAAACCUUAAGGUCCGACGUCCAGAGAAGUACGGAUGGGAGCCCAGACGGUUGUUGAGCCAGCUGGUCGACAUCUACUUGCAUCUCGACUCGCCGCAGUUCCACGCCGCGCUGGCCGCUGACGAGAGAUCAUUCCGUAAAGAGUUGUUCGAGGAGGCGGCCGUACGAUUAGCUAAAUCUUGCAUCAAGACGCCUACUGAAAUAGAGCGUUUCAGGUCGCUCGCAGACAACGCAUAUCAAAUUGCUGUAUCAAAUCAACAAAAGAGCGAUGAAUUCGCUGACGCUCCAGAAGAAUUCAGAGAUCCACUUAUGGACACCCUCAUGACUGAUCCUGUGGUCUUACCCUCAGGCAAGGUUAUGGACAGAUCUGUGAUAUUGCGUCAUCUGCUGAACAGUUCUACUGAUCCUUUCAACAGGCAGCCGCUGACAGAAGACCAAUUACGUCCAGCUACUGAACUGAAAGAGAAGAUACAGCAGUGGCAACGUGAAAAGAAAAUGACGUAAGCGUCCGAAGCCAACAGUCUAAAGUCUGAUGUAUAUAACGUACGCGUUUAUAAACACUACCGGUUGGACUUUUCCGCCUUUUAUUGGAUUAUUGUCCACAUGCAUGAAUGUGAGAUUAUUCCAAAUAUGUAUGUUAGUGUGAAUGUUUCGUGGAGUUGAAAACUAGUAAGAUACUAAAAUGUUAGGCAAACAUAUGAUAUGAGGUGCGACAAAAAAUACUUAUUGCGGUAGACGAUAAUCGACCGCACAAACAAGCCAACCCGAAUGGAGGUCGUUCACAUCAUAUUACAUUAAAUAUGAUAAAUAUAUGUGUAACAAAUCUCUUAUUAAAAUGCACCAAAUUUUAAAUACAAUAAGAUAUGAAUUAGAAUCACAAAUGCUUUUGUCGACGAGAUGUGUUGUAAAUAUGGGCCUAAAUUAAAAGUAACGAACAUGACAUUUCCGGGUAAAGGUGCUUGUUUAGAGUUGAGUCUGGUCUCUUUCAGCAUUUUCAAAUGGCGAAACAUGGGCACUGUUUAUGUAUUUAGCAUGAGUUGUGUAAGCUGCAUUUUAUGGAAAUUCGACAAUUGUGUGCAAGUAAUUUGGUUAGAUCAAUAGUGCAUUAGUUUAACUAAUGGAUAUACUUAGAUUAUAAUUAUAUGAAACCUAUAUAGGAAUUGUAUGGAAUGUUGAAAAGACUUCUUAUUUUUGAGCAUAAAGAAGAUUAGCAAAAUGUAUUUAAUUAUUUUAUGGAUUUAAUUACUAUUUGUGUUUAGUGAUAUUACAUUUAGUCCAUUUUAGCCAAUAUGAUUUUGUAUUAUCUCUUAUAUCAAAGUGAUUUUGUUCCUCGUUAAUACUAGAUAUCCUUUGAAGUGGAUAUUCAAUUUAUAUUUGUAGCAAUCAUAUUCUUAUUAGUAUUCUCACUGAAAAUUAGCACAGUAUAAUAAGUUAUAAUGGAAUAUUAAAUUGUUCUAAUCACUGCCAAGUAUGUCACUAUAAUUUAUUUUGUAGUACAGGCAUUCCUGGAUAAAACGCCAUUUCUUUAAAUUUCAUGGUCUCACUUGUAUAAUAAUUGACUUGUGAUUAUCUUUAUAUUACGAACAUUCUAUGCUAGAGGACACUUAUGUUGAUUAUAUCAAUAAAAGUAAAAAAAAAAAAUGUG
This is a messenger RNA of Manduca sexta (tobacco hornworm), 5039 nucleotides long. It is a transcript of the gene Ube4B, whose product is annotated as ubiquitin conjugation factor E4 B. NCBI's taxonomy places the organism in Eukaryota, Metazoa, Arthropoda, Insecta, Lepidoptera, Sphingidae. Gene Ontology annotation, molecular function: ubiquitin-ubiquitin ligase activity. Gene Ontology annotation, cellular component: cytoplasm; ubiquitin ligase complex; nucleus. The record is from RefSeq and is a predicted model, not a curated record. The transcript is spliced from 19 exons. Gene Ontology annotation, biological process: protein polyubiquitination. The coding region runs from base 194 to 3898 and encodes 1234 amino acids.